Eurytemora carolleeae is the source of this 2029-nucleotide messenger RNA. Its product is annotated as facilitated trehalose transporter Tret1. The record is from RefSeq and is a predicted model, not a curated record. Gene Ontology annotation, molecular function: transmembrane transporter activity. Bases 128 to 1951 code for a protein of 607 amino acids. The transcript is spliced from 18 exons. Gene Ontology annotation, cellular component: membrane. NCBI's taxonomy places the organism in Eukaryota, Metazoa, Arthropoda, Copepoda, Calanoida, Temoridae. Gene Ontology annotation, biological process: transmembrane transport.
CAAAUUUAAUGAGUGAAGACGACUGUCCGCUUUUCAUUGAUACCCUGUAAUCACUAAUUAGAGCUUUUACUUUUAUAAAAUUGUCUAUUUAUCCAAAAUUCUGUACAUUUUUAUUCAACGGUAAAGAAUGAACGCUCUAUCUGAUUUAAUUGUACAGAAAAGUGUACAGUCAUUGUACAGAAAAGUGUACAGGGGUUGUACAGAAAAGUGUACAGGGGUUGUACAGAAAAGUGUACAGGGGUUGUACAGAAAAUUGUACAGGGAUUGUACAGAAAAGUGUACAGAGGUUGUACAGAAAAGUUUACAGGGGUUGUACAGAAAAGUGUACAGGGGUUGUACGGAAAAGUGUACAGGCGUUGUACAGAAAAGUGUACAGGGGUUGUACAGAAAAAUGUACAGGCGUUUUACAGAAAAGUGUACAGGGGUUGUAGAGGAAAUUGUACAGGCGUUGUACACUAAAAACAAUGUUUUAUUUCUUUUUUAUCACGUGAUAAUGGAAAAUAAGGUAGCUCCAGCCGGAGAAGAAGGAAUGGGGAAACCCAACCCCCGGAACCAGUUCCUAGCAGCUGCAGUAGUCAGUGGGGUCGCUACUGUCAGCAUUGGAACUGUGUUGGGAUUUUCUGCUAUUUUGCUUCCACAACUAGAGAAGGAAGUUGAACUCAGUGAAGACGACAUAUCAUGGAUUGCAAGUCUUAGUAAUAUUGGUCAGCUCGGGAGUUCAAUUGCUACCGGUAUCCUUUCUGGCAAGUUUGGUAGAAGAUACACAUUAAUGAUGCUUUGUGUACCUUUACUGGCUGGCUGGGUCUUUAUAGGACUAUCUCAGGGAUCUGUUCUGUAUAUCUGUAUUGGUCGUGUUCUACAGGGGGUUGGAGUGAUGUCAUCUGUAACUCAGGUAUAUCUAGUUGAGAUUGCUGAUACUCAACAUAGAGGUAUGUUUGGAGCAAGUGGAUCUGUAGCAGUUAGUCUUGGGAUCACCAUUGUUUACUGUCUAGGGGCCAUACUAGACUGGAGGUUUGUAUGUUUGGUUUGUGGUUUGCUACCAAUAGCUGUUCUGGUUCUCAUGGUUCCACUUCCAGAGACGCCAUCUUGGUUGAUCCUCAAGGGCAGAAGAGAAGAAGCAGAGAAGAGUUUAGCCUGGCUCAGAGGAGGUGUUGGUAGUAAUGUAUCUGCUGAAAUAGAAGGAUUGGUGUCUGCUCAGGGCUCAACAAGUAAAGGAACUGGAUUUUUUGAAACUUUAAAAGCAUUUAGAUAUCCUGGAGCAUAUAAACCCUUUUUCAUUCUUCUAACAGUAUUCACCCUGCAGCAGUUAACAGGAAGUUAUGCAGUUAUAUUCUAUGCUGUAAGUUUAUUCAAGGAUAUUGGAGUAUCCAGUAACCCUUAUUUACCCGCUAUCCUUACAGGGGUUAUCAGGCUAGUUGGAACUGUAAUAGGAACCUACCUACUGAAAUUCUAUGGCAGGAAACCCUUGAUGAUAUUUUCCAGUCUAUUAAUGGCAUUCUUCAUGGGAACCCUGGCAGCAACUGUUCAUUUAAAGAAAGGAUUUUACGCUGAGUACUGUACUGCAGAUGUCAACACAACAACAAACAGCUCAUGUUCAUUUUCUCAAGAGGUAGAGGAGGAUCGUACACUUUACACUUUGAGGGCUGUGUACGAUAUUUACCCUGCUAUAGCUGUUGUACUGUACAUGUUAACAUUUGGUACAGGAGUUGGUACAAUUCCCUGGUUACUGCUAGGGGAGCUUUGUCCCAGCAAGGUGAAGGGCAUAGCUUCAGGAAUCACAGUAUUUGUUGCGUUUAUAACAAUAUUUUUUGUUGUAAAAUCCUUUCCUUUCUGUAUUUUAUACCUGACACCUGCCGGUACAUACUCUACAUACGGAGUGGUCGACUCUGCACUGGGUAGCCUGACUGGACGGUACGACUGCAACUUAGAGACUGGGGUGAGCUGGAAAUGAAAGAUAGCUAAGAUUUGGCUGAAAAUAUAAAGUGUUUUAAGUUUUAGUUUAAUCUAAACAAUUCCAAAACAAUGUGAU